AUGAAUUGCAAGCUGCUGUUGGCAUUUUGGUGUACUUUGGCGUUUACUUAUGGCAGUGAAGAGCCAAGUGCUAGUUCAUAUGUGUAUAGAAGUUUCGACACAGGACCAAAACACGUGGUAUACUUGAACCCUGCACGGCAAAGACUUGUAUUUCCUACGCUAACUCAGCAUGAAACAAUCGCAUUUAAAGCUAAUUUAAAACCUGGUGAUGAUCAUGAUAGUAGUGAAGAAGCUGGCACAAUAGAGGAUAGUGCAGAAAUCGAGUCAAAAGUGAAAGAGGUUAAGGAAUUAGACGAAUCGGAUGAAUCUUCUGAAAAACUUCGUUACUCCAAGAAUGGUGAAAGGAAUCAUCAUGGGUUUAAAACACAGCGUAAUUUAGCGAAAGGAAGCAAAGGCAGUCACGGAAAGGAGAAUCAUUCUCGUUCAUACGCUAAUGAAGGAGAAAAAAAUAAAUCAUAUAACGAUGAAGAUUCUUAUCAUAAGAAUCAUCACGAUGAGGAACAUCACACCCGAGGAGGCAAGCAUAGUGAAAAGAAGCAUCACAAGAAAGGAUCAAAAACGACUGGCUACCAUAAUGUUUACCACAAGGACGAGUUCAAGAAGGAGCAUAUAUUUUACGAUACUGCAGAUCACUCUGGGUCAUUUAGAAAGUACGGAUCUUCACAUAAAGAACGAUCAGACGAUAACGAGGAGUAUGCACAAGGUGGACACAAGGAGGAGUCACAUUCGAAUAAGAAAAAAUCCAAAAACGGUUAUUCCAAAGACGGGAAAUACGACAGCAAUCAUCGAGAGUAUAAUAAGAGUCGGAAAGAUUCAAGUGACUAUCGGGAUCGGGAGGCCUUUCGAAAUGAGAAUGGAGAAACAGGAUCGAAUGCACACGGUUACAAAAUUUAUCAUCAAUAA
Sabethes cyaneus is the source of this 903-nucleotide messenger RNA. RefSeq names its product myb-like protein F. Lineage: Eukaryota; Metazoa; Arthropoda; Insecta; Diptera; Culicidae. Bases 1 to 903 code for a protein of 300 amino acids. The record is from RefSeq and is a predicted model, not a curated record. The transcript has a single exon.